Cynoglossus semilaevis (tongue sole) is the source of this 1344-nucleotide messenger RNA. It is a transcript of the gene degs1, whose product is annotated as delta(4)-desaturase, sphingolipid 1. Lineage: Eukaryota; Metazoa; Chordata; Actinopteri; Pleuronectiformes; Cynoglossidae. Gene Ontology annotation, cellular component: membrane. The record is from RefSeq and is a predicted model, not a curated record. Gene Ontology annotation, molecular function: sphingolipid delta-4 desaturase activity. The coding region runs from base 214 to 1185 and encodes 323 amino acids. Gene Ontology annotation, biological process: ceramide biosynthetic process. The transcript is spliced from 3 exons.
UGAACGGGACGCGUGAACGCGCGAGGCAGACGAGAUCGUGCGGUAACCGAAGGGACCGCUGUACUGAGUUAAGGGAGGAGGUGCGUCUCAGGAGAACGCCUACAGGAACUCUUUCAUUUACACACAUAAAGCAUCCGUUUUCCAAGCACCUUGUGGGGUUUUUUUUGUUUUAAAUACGUUCACCUCCAACCACAUCGUGUAACGCAGAAAAAUAUGGGGAACCGAGUGGCUCGUGAGGACUUCGAGUGGGUGUACACGGACCAACCGCACGCCGACAGGAGAAAAGAGAUCCUGGCUAAAUAUCCAGAAAUCAAGUCCUUGAUGGGUCCUGACCACAGGCUGAAAUGGAUUGUGUGCAUGAUGGUGGCCAUUCAGUUUUUAGCUUUCUACCUGGUCAAAGACUUGGACUGGAAAUGGGUUCUGUUUUGGACUUAUGCGUUUGGCAGUUGUAUCAACCACUCAAUGACCCUUGCCAUUCACGAGGUCUCCCACAACACAGCCUUUGGAAACAAUAAGGCCAUGUGGAACCGCUACUUUGCCAUGUUUGCCAACCUGCCCAUUGGCCUGCCCUACUCUGCUUCCUUCAAGCGCUACCAUCUCGACCACCACCGUUACCUGGGCGGAGACGGCGUCGAUGUAGACAUUCCCACUGCUUUUGAAGGCUGGUUUUUCUGCACGCGCUUCAGGAAAUUCAUCUGGAUCAUUCUGCAGCCACUCUUCUACGCCAUCAGACCUCUUUGUAUCAACCCCAAACCCAUCAGCCAGCUGGAAGUCAUUAACUUGACGGUCCAGCUCACAUUUAAUGUUCUGCUCUACUGGCUGUGGGGGGCAAAGCCUGUGGUCUACAUGCUGGCUGGCUCCAUGUUGGGGAUGGGCUUGCACCCCAUCUCUGGUCACUUCAUAGCUGAACACUACAUGUUCCUCAAAGGCCACGAGACCUACUCUUACUACGGCUCCCUCAACCUGCUAACGUUCAACGUGGGCUACCACAACGAGCACCAUGAUUUCCCCAGUAUUCCGGGACGCAGGCUUCCUUUGGUGAAGAAAAUUGCAGCAGAGUAUUACAACGACCUGCCUCAGUACACAUCGUGGGUGAAGGUGCUGUAUGACUUUAUCAUGGACGACGCACUCAGUCCUUACUCGAGAGUCAAGAGGAAGCUGAAGGGAGAAGUCAAACAGGAGUAAUCUGGCGGAAGGUCACAGCGUCCAACCAAGUCAGCUAAAUCUGCUAACCCUCCUAAAAUUCACCAGCUUCUGCUGAUAAGUAUAUUUGCAACCUUUUGACACGGGUGUGGACUACUGAAGUGUGGGUGAAUAACCAUAAUUAUAUAUAUAUAUAUAUAU